Camelina sativa (false flax) is the source of this 392-nucleotide messenger RNA. NCBI's taxonomy places the organism in Eukaryota, Viridiplantae, Streptophyta, Magnoliopsida, Brassicales, Brassicaceae. The record is from RefSeq and is a predicted model, not a curated record.
UAUGACACCGAAGGAAGGUAUGUCCCGGUUAAUCUCGAGAAUAUAUUUAGCAAAUACGCGCAAACGGUUAAGGAUAAGUUAUCAUUUAAAGAGGUUUGGAAUUUAACUGAGGGAAAUCGAAUGGCAAUGGAUCCUUUUGGAUGGCUUACAAAUAAAGUUGAAUGGAUACUACUCUAUGUUCUUGCUAAGGACGACGAAGGUUUCCUUUCUAAAGAAGCAGCGAGAGGUUGCUUCGAUGGAAGUUUAUUUGAAUAUUGUGCUAAAAAGAAGAAAGAGAGAGCCAAUUCUCGCAAACAAGACUAGAAAUUUGUAAAGCUUUUUGAAUAGAAGCAUUGUGUAAUUAGCUUCGUCUUGUUACUCAAUUUAUGGAUUUGUAUAAUACGUUUCUAAUC